This is a messenger RNA of Beta vulgaris subsp. vulgaris (sugar beet), 2634 nucleotides long. Its product is annotated as cyclin-A2-2. The coding region runs from base 715 to 2190 and encodes 491 amino acids. Gene Ontology annotation, biological process: mitotic cell cycle phase transition; regulation of cyclin-dependent protein serine/threonine kinase activity. Gene Ontology annotation, molecular function: cyclin-dependent protein serine/threonine kinase regulator activity. Lineage: Eukaryota; Viridiplantae; Streptophyta; Magnoliopsida; Caryophyllales; Amaranthaceae. The record is from RefSeq and is a predicted model, not a curated record. The transcript has 12 exons. Gene Ontology annotation, cellular component: nucleus; cytoplasm; cyclin-dependent protein kinase holoenzyme complex.
CAAUUACAUCACAUAAAAUAUUUUCUUUAAACAAAAUUAAGUGAAAAAGUCCAAUACUUGAUUUUUUUUUUUCACCAAAAGUACUCCCCCUUCUCUAGACCCCUAGUAACUCCUACUACUAGGGACAAAUAACAAAACAAAAAUAACAAAAAAGUCUCAUAACAAAAUAACAAUUUGCUUUUUACACACUCAAAAACCUUAUAGUAUUAAAAUAAAAAUAAAAAUCUCAUCUUUAUUAUUUCUCUUGCUCUAUAGUCUAGUGAAAUAGUGUAUAGUCUUAUUAUCCCACCCCUCCCCCACCUCCACUGUCUGAAUUUUGGAAGUUUAAACUGUGGCUCCUCCCGCUCCUCCCGCUCCUCUUUUUCUCUCUCCUCUUUUCUUCAAACUUCAACUUCACCUUCAACUUCAACCCUUUUUUAUUUAUCAUACCCACCCACUUUUUUCUCCCUUUCUUUCUCUCUCUCUUUCUUUCUUUCUCCGCUCUUAUACUUCAAAUCUUUUUGAAUGAUCCAUUUCUACAAAACCCUAAUCGUAAAUUGAACAAUAAUCAUCGCCUCUAAAUUAUUGAUUAUUAAUUUUUUAUUUUUAAGAAAAAAUUGUUCUGGGGUUUUUUUCGGUUUUUUUUUAAUCUUGGAGCUUCUGGUUCUGUGUGUCUCAUUCUCUUCUCAUUAAAAUUUGAGAUUGAGGCAUACAGUGCUCUUCUACAAGGUCGACAUGAACAAGGAAAACCUAGUUGCGACCAAAGUAGAAGGGCCUACUCCUCGCAUAACAAGAGCACGGGCUAAAGCUCUUGGUACAUCAGGAAGGUUGAUCCAGAAGCCUCCUCGGCCUGACCAGAGUAGAGUUCUUAAAGCAAACUGUAAGCGAUUAGCAUCAGAUGAGAGUAAAUCGGCAGCUCCAGGUUGCAGUAUUCAGAAGAAAAGAAGAGCUACGCUUACUGAUGUUACUAAUGUAUUAUGUGAUAAAUCCUACGCGCGCUGCUUCACUAGUGGGAAAUUCCAGAAAUUCAAGUCGGAGAAAAAAGGUCUCAUCAGAAAGAGUGUUAAGGUGACCCCAUCUGUCCCGGAAUCCAUGCAACAUGAUCAUAAUGAUACAAAAGACAGAAUUGCUGAAGAUAUAUCGAAAUUAACAGUAGCACCCCUAGAGGUUGCUCCUCUAGCAAAUGAUAUAGUAGCUAGUGAUAUUUCAAACUUGAAUUGGGAACACCAUAAGCGCACGAAAUUGGAAGAUAGCUCACGAAUUAAUCUUAUUUCUUGUGAAACAAGUGAGAGACCUGUGAUUGCUCAAACAUUUCAUACAGUGGACAAACUUCAAGACGAAACCGGAACUUCCAAGCAUCCAAAUGUUAUAGAUAUUGAUCAGAACCAAAAGGAUCCUCUUAUGUGCAGCCUUUACGUUUCAGAUAUAUAUGAGAACAAACGUGUUACAGAGCUUAAUCAAAGGCUUUUUGUCGACUACAUGGAAACAGUGCAGCAAGAUAUUACUCCAAGCAUGAGAGGAAUUCUCAUUGAUUGGCUUGUGGAGGUUAGUGUCUCUGAAGAGUACAAACUGGUCCCUGACACUCUUUACCUGACUGUAAAUCUCAUUGAUCGUUUUCUGUCUGGAAAUUACCUGGAAAAGCAAAAACUGCAGCUCCUGGGAGUAACCUGCAUGUUGAUUGCCUCAAAGUACGAAGAAAUGAGUGCCCCCCAAGUUGAAGACUUUUGCUACAUCACAGCUAACACUUAUGCCAGAGAAGAGGUAUUGAAUAUGGAGAGGAAAGUUCUCAACUUUCUCUGCUUUCAACUAUCUGUACCCACCAUAAAAACAUUUUUGAGGAGAUAUGUCCAUGCAGCUCAAGCUACUUACGAGGAUAGUUUGGUUGACUUAGAGUUCUUGGCGAAUUACCUAGCAGAGUUGACUCUUGUAGAGUACAACUUUUUGAGAUUCCUUCCUUCACUUAUUGCUGCAUCUGCAGUGUUCCUCGCCAGAUGGACGCUUGAUCAAUCUGAUCAUCCAUGGAAUCCAACUCUGGAGCACUAUACUUGCUAUAAAGCUACAGAACUCAAAGUUACAGUGAUUGCCAUGCAAGAUCUGCAAUUAAACACCAUCAAUUGCACGCUUAAUGCAAUUCGGGAGAAGUACAGGCAUGAAAAGUUCAAUAGUGUGGCAAAUCUCUCAUCUCCUGAAUCAGUUCAGUCUCUUUUCUGAAGUCUAAAAAUGUAGCUGAUCCAAUCCUGUACAAGAUGAGUUAAAGAUAAUUAUUCGUUGACAUCGAGAACGGCUGAUUCCCUCUAACCACAGCCACCUUCACAGUAGUUUUCUUCUUCUUCCUCCUCCUCUCAUGUUAAAAUUCUUUCAUCUGUUUAAUUUUUGUUGUAACGUCCAUUAUCGUUAAGUUCUGGCUCUCUCAGAACUCCUGUUUUGUUAGCCUGUUAGGUACCUGUGCAGCUGUGCUGUGGCAUUAACUUACAUAUAUUUGGAAAUGCCCUUACAGGAGGAGCUGUCCUUUUUUCUUUUUUUUUCUUCUUUUAAUCUUCUUAGGCUUCAGGAGCACCCAAGAUUUACCCAGGGUUGCUAUAAUGUGAACAUCUUGUAACUAAACCUGCAAUUAGUAUAUUCUAAAAUAAAGUCUUCACUUAAAUUAUCUGCUAA